GGUCGGCUCAUCAGUACCAGUUAACCGGUUCGAGGAGCCAUUACAUCAAUACUGUAACAGUGAUAAAGCAUAAUAUUAUAAGUUGAAAUCAGGAGAUUUCAAGUGAAUUUUGUGUUUUGUGGAAAGAUAAUUUGUUUCGAAUUUUUGUGUUUGUUUGUUCAAGGGAUCGAAUAUGAAACGUUUCGUUUCGGUCAGUGCGGUUUUACUUGGACUAUUUGUCGUUGGAUAUGUGAACGGUUUUGAUUUCGAUGAUUUUCAUCGUCGUACGCCACUAAUACCUCAUGAAUUGUUCAAUGACAAUCCGACGGGAUUUUGGCCCUUCCAACACUUUGCACACAAAGCAUUUUUCCCAAACUCCAGACGAGUAGCUGACGAUGACAGUUCAGAGGAAGUGUUGGCCGAGCCGGGCAGUUCAGAACCGAUAGAUAUCGACUCCAUUAGUGGUUCGAUUGGUAAUCCAGACGAUGUACAUGCGGAAAUCGAAUCCCAUCACACCGAUCCGUUCGGUUCAUUCGAUCCGUCUGGACUGUUUUUCCAUCAAUCGUUCAAUCCGUUUGUUAAUCCAUUCGGUGUGCUCAAUGGAAUGGUACCACGACAGCAACCUUGGUGGAGAGGGCCGAAUGUGUGCACACAGCGGCAAGAAGAUAUUGAAGAUAUUAAAGGCGCAAAUGACGACAGUGGUGAAGAGAGGAAAUCGAAUAGACAAACAUUCCACUUCGGUGUGCAUUUGACUUUGAACUCAUGCGUUGAACGUUCACACAAACAUGUUUGUAAAUCGGUCGUUAACGAAAAUGGUAAAACUAAAACCGUUUCAAUUACCCGACAAUGCUGCCACGGCUAUGGAAGACAGAAUGAUGUUGAUGUCAGCAAAACAUGUGAAAAAUUGAACUUAGUGUCGGUUAUGGAGACGUCCGAGAAAUUGGGCGGUAAAGAGUUCGUUAAGGCAGCCAAAAACAAUGGUUUGGAGGAGAUGCUGACCAAGAAGAAUGUCACCGUUUUCCUACCAACGGAUGCAUCGUUCACCGACUACUCGGAACAAAUGUUUGAAUCGAAUUUGGUCGUAAUACCACAGGUAGCUCGACGUCGUCGAAGCGCCGAACACGAUUAUCUCUCCAGCUUCACCUCGAAAGACUUAGCUCUGAAUCAUAUCGUCGAUGACUGGAUUGACAUUCAGGACAUUGAAAACGAGCAAAUUCUCCAGACGCAAUACGAGAACCUGACGAUUCGAAUGAAUAUUUAUCCACGUCCGCCCAACGACGAUACGUAUGCGUACGCCUAUCGCUAUACUGCCAAUUGUGCGCCCAUAGUCAAAGUCAAUCAGAUUGCCGAGAACGGUAUCGUCCAUAUGGUGGACAGAGUCUUGAGUCCGGUUACGAAGAAUUUGAUGGAAUUGGUGCGCAGUCGCAGUGAUAUGGCCGUGCUGAGAACCGUGUUGGAGAAGACAAAUUUGGCCGAGCUGUUGGAGAAGGACACCAAGCAUUUUACGUUGUUUGCACCAAAUGAUAAGGCCUUUGGAAAGCUGAAUGAACAUCUGAGAAGGACAAUGAAAAGUGGCAACGAAUGUGCGAUGAACAUCAUCAAGAACCACAUCUUGGAAAUGAGUUUCUGUUCCGUGGCUGUAGUAGACGGCGUUCGCACCGGUGCUGAAAAUUCUUUGGGACUUAGGCUGAAUCUUGAGAGAGCAGAAAACGAUGCAGCCAGCGAGAAUGAAAUAGCCGAUUUGACUGGCAUCAAAAGCAUCAUCAUCAACGGAAAGGCGAAAAUCGUCGAAACCGACCUGGUUGGAACGAAUGGCAUUUUGCAUGUCAUCGAUACGGUUCUGCCAACUGACUCCGGUCUACCGAUUUCGACGAUGCUCGAGAGCCACAAUCUGACGAUAUUCGGUGAUCUCAUUGAAAAUGGUGGCUUUGCCGAUGAGUUCGACAGCCUGAUGAAUGUGUCGUUCUUUGUGCCAAGGGAUGAGGCCUUCGAUGGAUCGGAAUGGGUAAAAAUGUUAAAGGAAAAUCCAGAGGAACUGAAGGGAAAUGAGGAAUUGAAGUCGUUUUUGACCUAUCACAUUGCGAAGCCGUUGACAAAAACCUGUGACUUGACCGAAGAAGUCAUGAAAACCGAAAAUGGUAACGGCCUCCGAAUCAACUUGUACUCAACGCAUUCAAUCCUUAACAACGUCAUGAACAGAGCUACCAUAAACUGUGCUCGAUUGGUCCAUUUUGACGACAUUACGUGUGGAUCAGUGGUUCAUCAAGUUGAUCGAAUUCUAACACCACCAACAACGAGUCUACUCGGUGCAUUGGAAGCCAACGAUAACUACAGCAUGUUCCUCGGAUUGAUUAAGAAAUCGAAUCUCACGCAAAUGUUGGACGAUGCCAAUCAGAAUUUGACCAUGUUGGUGCCGACAAACGACAUUUUCAGAGAGCUAAAGGAGUUCUACGAUGAAUUGCUAGAGAAUCGCAACCAAUUGGAACAUUUUGUGAGACUCCAUGUCCUUGAUGAUGUUUUAUGCUGUGCUGGCAUCGUACAGACUCAAUGGCCAUUCGUCCGAGUGGUGAAAACAAUCAACGACUACGAACUGAAACUAAGCCGUGAUCGCCGUCCGAAAGUACAAAACGCUGGCAUCACCAAAUGUGAUAUUAUUGCCAAAAAUGGAAUUAUUUUAGAAGUAAACGAUGUGGUCAGCGCUAAGCGAAAGGAAUCUCAAAUCGAAGAUUUUAACACAUUUUUGAAUAUUUAAAAAACAGAAGAAGAAAAACUUUGCUCUGGUGUAUCGUUCGGUCGAACGGGGCAAAUCGUGAAUUGAUUUUCCUUUCUCGUAAGAAUUUUAUUUAUGUUUGACGCGAUUUGCGGUGAAAUAAAUCGAUUUGAUUUGAAUAC
This is a messenger RNA of Bradysia coprophila, 2871 nucleotides long. It is a transcript of the gene mfas, whose product is annotated as midline fasciclin. Gene Ontology annotation, biological process: cell adhesion; extracellular matrix organization. Gene Ontology annotation, cellular component: extracellular matrix. The record is from RefSeq and is a predicted model, not a curated record. Lineage: Eukaryota; Metazoa; Arthropoda; Insecta; Diptera; Sciaridae. Gene Ontology annotation, molecular function: cell adhesion molecule binding.